AUGAAACAACCGCUUCUAAUAAGAGUCACAGAUACCGAAGAAGUUCCUAAACUCCGAUCGAUAUCGGAAUCAGCUAACAACAUCUCACGUUGGUCUUUACUCUUCAAAUUCCUUCUCGUCACCACGACCAUCGGUGUUUUCACGGCAGGUCUCUCGUUAAUCAUUUGUAUUACACCAACGCCACCGACCGUUCACGUACACUCCAUACAUAUAUCAUUCAACGACCGACAUCUCCCGAUCUGGUCAGCAACGUUCUCUAUCAAAAACCCUAACGAGAAACUCAAUGUCACGUACGAGAAUCCCUCUGUGUGGGUGUUUCACCGUAGAAGACUCGUGUUGGGAACGGUAAGAAUCGGGUCGUUCGAGCAGAAAGGCGGGGAGGAGAACGAGGUAGUUGCCAACGGAGAUGAAACCGGAGCUAUCGAUGAAGUGGCGGCUCGGGAAAUGGAGAAGGAAGUGGCGGUGAAGGGAAGUGUGGUGGGUCUUGAUAUGGUGUUUCUAGGGAGAGUAGGGUUUUAUCCGGUAGCUUCUGCUUUGUGGGGAGAACAGAACAUGACGGCUGUUUGUAAGAAUGUGAGAGCUAAGUUGUCUACUGCUGAUGACAACGUCUAUAGGACAAAGAGAUGGGAUUUGUCGUUUGAUGGUCGACGAGAUUGUCGUGUACGUCUCCCCAUGUUUCCUUAG
Molecule: messenger RNA, 684 nt
Organism: Thlaspi arvense
Lineage: Eukaryota; Viridiplantae; Streptophyta; Magnoliopsida; Brassicales; Brassicaceae
Source: the annotation of a GenBank genome assembly